This is a messenger RNA of Talaromyces stipitatus ATCC 10500, 819 nucleotides long. RefSeq lists its product as uncharacterized. The transcript has 2 exons. Bases 1 to 819 code for a protein of 272 amino acids. NCBI's taxonomy places the organism in Eukaryota, Fungi, Ascomycota, Eurotiomycetes, Eurotiales, Trichocomaceae. The record is from RefSeq and is a predicted model, not a curated record.
AUGCUCAAGUUCACCGAAAUUGUUAAGAACCUCAGUCCCAGUAUCGACGGGGAGAUUCUCAGUGCGAAAAGAAGAAUGUGUCUGGCUCCCAACAAUGUCAGACAUUGCCUUCUUACGAAAGUUGCCGACCAACUGGCCCUCGCACGACAGAAGCCAAAUUUCGCGGAAUACUGCUCUAUCAGUCGGGAGACUCAUACUGACGAAUUGAUGUCAAUGCUGGAACCUUUGGUAAAUUCUACGGGAAACAAUGGCCUGCGAGAAGCGCUCAUGGAUAUCGUCUUGGACGCGCAGAAAAUUGGAAUCGAUCUUUUCUCUUGCCCCUAUGACACCAGAUUCCACUUUCCCGAACUUCACGAGUCGUAUGAUCCUACGGUCAUGGUGAAUCUUGAUCCUGCACUGGCCGUCAAUAUCGUGCGUGCAGGAGUCAGCCUGUCUAUUACGCCGUACAUACGACUAGGACUGACUAUGAGCCUGUGCGUUAUCAGAAUGUCUGCAAUGCGAGAGUCUUCACUGGGCUUCCUGGCGAAGAAGCGAGUGCGAAUCGCACUCCCGGACGCCCCCCAUGAUGUUCUUGGUUUUUCUGAUCUGCUUUCGGUACACUAUGUGGACAUUCCUUUUCUUCUUUCUGAGAUAAAUGGUUUUGUGGUUUUGUCACGUUUUCUGGUGGGAUUUUCGGAGGAGGUCUUUCGUGGGGUUGUGCUUCAAGGAUUCGAGGGUUGGGGAGGUUGUUUCAGAGAAGAAAAGAAUGGAUUUUUUGAUUUGCAUUCGAAGUUCAUGCUGUGGCAUGUGCCGAUUGAUCAAGACCAAAAGCAGAUAUAA